This is a messenger RNA of Salvelinus fontinalis (brook trout), 9704 nucleotides long. RefSeq names its product potassium large conductance calcium-activated channel, subfamily M, alpha member 1a (gene kcnma1a). NCBI's taxonomy places the organism in Eukaryota, Metazoa, Chordata, Actinopteri, Salmoniformes, Salmonidae. Gene Ontology annotation, biological process: transmembrane transport; potassium ion transport. The record is from RefSeq and is a predicted model, not a curated record. Gene Ontology annotation, cellular component: postsynaptic membrane. The coding region runs from base 863 to 4786 and encodes 1307 amino acids. Gene Ontology annotation, molecular function: large conductance calcium-activated potassium channel activity. The transcript has 33 exons.
CGCAAUGUAGGCUGUUGCCUAAGUACUGACUGAGACAAGGGGCUGCUUGGCACUUCGUAUAAAUAUCCGCGCUCAGCCGUAUUACUGCGCUCUUUAUGCCCUUCUUUAUUAUUAGAGCUACGCCCCGCCCCUCCUACCUGUUCAUCUCGCCAGGGUUCUCUGGGCGAGCGGAUUUGACAGGCGCAAUCAGCUGGCGGAUCUGCGCGAGCCUGGGCGGGAGCAGAGGAACAGUGACGGAAAACAACAUUUACCCGAGAGCUUAUCAUUGUUUGCUGAAUUUAGUGGAAACACCGUUAGAUUAGGUAUUUUGUGUUUUCGCAUCGUGGCAACCGUUUGGGGACUUGAAAUAUAUUCAGCCAUUCGAAAACCAUAUAGGCUAUCGAUUAUAUUGGCGUUUAGAAAAGUGACAUCGAUUGUCCGCCGUUAAUCGACGGAAUCACUGGACGGAAGACGGUUUGAGAGGCCAGACAGAAGGUGGUUGAAGAAAACAGCCUUGGUUUAAUGUCGCUGCGCCUAUCAUAAUCUGAAACAUUGGCAGCCUCGACGCCUGCUAGAUGAGACCAUCUUUACCAUGGCAUUUGUCCUGAAAGACAUGGAAAACCCCUAAAAAUAAAAAACGCUCAACGUUCAUCAUUACUGCGGAUUUAAAUGCCUCUCGCGAAUGGACAUCGACCGCUAUUUCGGUCCAGUUUGUGCUUGCGGCGUUCUCCACUGUAGCGGAAAUCUGAACUAGAUUGCAAUAAACAGUUUAGUGCGUGCGGGUGACAAUAAUAUAGGACGCGAAGGGGGGUAUUUUUGUUUCAAGCAAUAUGGCUGGUGAGUGGGGCUGGGGACGCUGGCACAGGCUCUCCAAGGCUCCUAGAUGCUAGCUGAGCCGGAUGCCACCGUUCUCCAUGGAAGCGGCAACUCUAUGAUGAGUAGAAAUAUCUAUCAUAAUAAAAAUCAGGACUCCUCGAUCUCUAUAUCCAAGAUGGACGUGAUCAUCCCCUUCUCGCCAGACGUGCCCUGCGACAAUAAUGGCCAACGCAUGUGGUGGGCAUUCCUUGCCUCCUCUAUGGUGACGUUUUUCGGGGGUCUCUUCAUCAUUCUCCUUUGGAGGACCCUUAAAUACCUGUGGACCGUGUGCUGCCACUGCAACACCAAAAAGAAGGAGGCCCAGAAGGUGAAUAAUCCUGCUAACAGUCAGGCAGCAGAUGGGACACCUAAGGGUCCUGAUGAGAAGGACGAAGUGGUACCUGCCAGCGAGGUGGGGUGGAUGACCUCUGUGAAGGACUGGGCCGGGGUCAUGAUAUCAGCACAGACACUCACCGGCAGAGUCCUGGUCGUGCUCGUCUUUGCUCUCAGCAUUGGAGCACUUGGAAUAUACUUUAUAGACUCUUCUGAUCCCAUAGAAUCCUGUCAGAAUUUCUACAAAGAUUUCACGUUACAGAUCGACAUGUUCUUCAAUGUCUUCUUCCUUCUCUACUUUGGGCUGCGAUUCAUAGCAGCCAAUGAUAAGCUGUGGUUCUGGCUGGAGGUCAACUCAGUGGUGGACUUCUUCACUGUUCCUCCUGUCUUCGUAUCGGUCUACUUGAAUAGGAGCUGGCUGGGCUUAAGAUUCCUGAGAGCCUUGAGAUUGAUACAGUUCUCAGAAAUUUUACAGUUUUUGAAUAUCUUAAAAACAAGCAAUUCCAUCAAGCUGGUGAACCUGUGUUCCAUCUUCAUAAGCACAUGGCUAACAGCUGCCGGAUUCAUACAUUUGGUGGAAAACUCAGGGGAUCCUUGGGAAAACUUCCAAAAUUCCCAGUCACUUUCCUAUUGGGAAUGUGUCUACUUGCUCAUGGUCACUAUGUCAACAGUGGGCUACGGGGAUGUCUAUGCAAAAACCACCCUGGGACGCCUGUUCAUGGUCUUCUUCAUCCUUGGGGGUUUGGCCAUGUUUGCCAGCUACGUCCCUGAAAUCAUAGAGUUAAUAGGAAACCGCAAGAAAUAUGGUGGUUCCUAUAGUGCGGUUAAUGGGAGAAAGCACAUUGUGGUCUGUGGUCAUAUAACGCUCGAAAGUGUCUCCAACUUCCUCAAAGACUUCCUACACAAGGACAGGGAUGAUGUCAAUGUAGAAAUUGUUUUUCUCCAUAAUAUUUCCCCUAAUCUUGAGCUGGAAGCCUUGUUCAAACGCCACUUUACCCAAGUGGAGUUCUACCAGGGAUCUGUUCUCAACCCUCACGAUCUGGCCCGAGUGAAGAUUGAGUCAGCAGACGCCUGUCUGAUUCUGGCUAAUAAAUACUGUCCAGAUCCCGAUGCUGAAGAUGCCUCUAACAUCAUGAGGGUCAUCUCUAUCAAGAACUAUUCCCCCAAGAUACGAAUUAUCACUCAAAUGUUACAAUACCAUAACAAGGCUCACCUGCUCAACAUUCCUAGCUGGAACUGGAAGGAGGGUGAUGAUGCGAUCUGUCUAGCAGAGCUGAAGGCUGGCUUCAUAGCUCAGAGCUGUCUGGCCCAGGGCCUCUCCACCAUGCUGGCCAAUCUCUUCUCCAUGAGGUCUUUCAUCGAGAUUGAAGAGGAUACGUGGCAGAAGUACUAUUUAGAAGGGGUAGCUAAUGAGAUGUACACAGAGUAUCUGUCCAGUGCCUUUGUGGGGCUCUCCUUCCCAGCAGUCUGUGAGCUGUGCUACGUGAAGCUGAAGCUGUUGCUUAUCGCCAUCGAGAACAAGUCGGAGCUGGGAGAGAGCAGAAGCCGAAAGCGCAUCCUCAUCAACCCGGGGAACCACGUAAAGAUGCAGGAAGGAACUCUGGGGUUCUUCAUCGCCAGCGACGCCAAAGAAGUAAAGAGAGCAUUUUUCUACUGCAAAGCUUGUCACGACGACAUCACAGACCCCAAACGGAUCAAAAAGUGCGGCUGCAAACGACGUGAGUACACCAAGAUGUCCGUCUACAAACAAAUGAAACUGGCAUGUUGUUUUGAUUGCGGCCGUUCAGAGCGAGACUGCUCUUGCAUGUCAGGCAGUGUACAUAGUAACAUGGACACCCUACAGAGGGCCUACCCACUCUCCUCUGUCUCUGUUCAUGAUUGCGCAACCACUUUACGUGCCUCCAAAUAUAAGUAUAAUGGAUAUGUCAGAUCACUUGAAGAUGAGCACCCGUCAACUCUGUCGCCCAAAAAAAAGCAGCGGAACGGAGGCAUGCGAAACUCACCCAACAACUCGCCCAAAAUGAUGAGGCAUGACCCUCUACUAAUCCCUGGGAACGAGCAGAUGGAGAACAUGGACAUGAAUGUGAAGCAGUAUGACUCCACAGGAAUGUUUCACUGGUGCCCAUCUAAAGAGAUUGAGAAGGUCAUCCUGACCCGGAGUGAGGCAUCCAUGACGGUGUUGAGCGGCCAUGUAGUGGUCUGUAUAUUUGGAGAUGUCACGUCCGCUCUAGUGGGGCUGCGAAACUUGGUGAUGCCUUUGAGAGCCAGCAACUUCCAUUAUCACGAGCUGAAGCCCAUAGUGUUUGUGGGCUCGCUGGAGUACCUGAGGAGAGAGUGGGAAACCCUACACAACUUCCCCAAGGUCUCCAUACUACCUGGUACGCCAUUAAGUCGUGCAGAUUUAAGGGCUGUCAACAUCAACCUCUGCGACAUGUGCGUGAUACUGUCGGCCAAUCAGAACAAUAUCGACGACGCCUCGCUGCAGGAUAAGGAAUGCAUUCUGGCGUCGCUCAACAUCAAGUCUAUGCAGUUUGACGACAGCAUCGGGCUCUUGCAGGCUAACUCCCAAGGUUUCACGCCUCCUGGAAUGGACCGGUCAUCUCCAGACAGCAGUCCAGUACAUGGUUUAGUACGCCAGGCCUCCGUCACCACCGGCGCCAACAUCCCCAUCAUCACUGAACUAGCUAAACCUGGCAAAAUACUGCCUUUGGUUUCAUUCAGUCAGGAAAAAAACUGUGGAAUCAACAUACAAAUGAUAACUGAGCUGGUGAACGACUCCAAUGUUCAGUUCCUGGACCAAGAUGAUGAUGAUGACCCGGACACAGAGCUGUACCUGACACAGCCCUUCGCCUGCGGAACCGCCUUCGCUGUCAGCGUGCUGGACUCUCUCAUGAGUGCAACAUACUUCAACGAUAAUAUCCUCACCCUAAUCCGGACGCUGGUGACUGGGGGAGCCACCCCGGAGCUAGAGGCUCUAUUGGCCGAAGAGAACGCCCUGCGAGGGGGCUACAGCACGCCACAGACACUGGCCAACCGAGACAGGUGUCGUGUAGCCCAGCUAGCCCUCUAUGACGGGCCCUUUGCCGACUUGGGGGAUGGUGGUUGCUAUGGAGAUUUGUUUUGUAAAGCGUUGAAGACGUACAACAUGUUGUGCUUCGGAAUCUACAGAUUGAGAGACGCUCACCUCGCCACGCCUAGCCAGUGUACCAAACGGUAUGUGAUCACCAACCCUCCGUAUGAGUUUGAGCUGGUCCCCACAGACCUGAUCUUCUGCCUGAUGCAGUUUGACCACAACGCAGGCCAGUCCCGGGCCAGCCUCUCCCACAGCUCUCACUCCUCCCAUUCCUCCAGCAAAAAGAGCUCGUCCGUCCACUCCAUCCCCACCACCAACCGGCAGAACCGCAGCAGCAAGGCCCGGGAGGCCGGCCACAAACAGAAUGCAACAAGGAUGAAUAGAAUGAGCCAAGAAAGGAAAUGGUUUACAGAUGAACCAGAAAAUGCCUACCCACGGAACAUUCAGAUCAAGCCCAUGAGCACUCACAUGGCCAACCAAAUCAACCAAUACAAAUCCACUAGCAGUCUGAUUCCACCAAUCAGAGAAGUUGAAGAUGAAUGCUGAAAACCAGGCCCCCUUGAUGACUCGUGAGAAGUCUGGACGCUCUUUCGAAAGGAGAGGAAGAGAGAUGACAAACGGGGAUGAUGAUGUUGAUUCAUUGGUCCCCACUCAUUCUACAGAUCAAGGGUUUGACAUAAACACCACAACUUGAAGGGACCUCCUAUGUGUAUACCUUUAAUGUUACUUCCAUGCUCUACAAUGGACAAUGUUUUAUUGAUCAAUCUUCCAUAGAGAUGUACAUAAUGACAAUCAAAUAAGGAUUGUUCAUCCCCCUAGCACUUUUUGAAAUUAUUUUAAGAGUUGAAAAAAGAGAAGAAAAAGUACUUCCUGUCAUUAUUUGCAAUAGUUCACAUCUUUGUGUGACCACACUCCAUGGCUACUGUAGCUGAGGUUACUACUUGUUGUUGGAGGAUGAGGGCCGCGGCAGUUUUCUCAUCACAAUAUCAUGACAUCUCCAAAAGUUCCACAAAACUGGCUGGGGUUCACUGCUCACCACUCAUACUCCCAAUCUGCUUCUGUUCUAUUUGCACAAAAACUAACCACCUUCUUUUGCAACAUGACGACUUGAAACAUUGACAUCACCCCAAAACAACUACCAUCACAGAAAAUGUCAGCUUUUUGGUUUUUGAUUCACUGAAUGAAAGAAAAGCUGCUUGUCAUUUGGAGAGAUGUACUGUGGUAUUGUGGAAAGAUCCAUUACGUCACUGCUUAGGGUAUGCUACUGUAUGUCAUCACACUGUUGAGUAAUCAAUUAAUGCAUUCCAGUCCUGUAGAAUGGGAUCAUAUUGAAAAUCAGGUGUCUUGAGACUCAGAGUACAGUAAGAGACAGUUCUGGGAUAAGCUGGCUGACAGAGUAUAUAGCUACGCUGUACCUACAUCUGUUCUGGUGAUAUCACAAUGAAUAUGGAUGAUAAUGAUGUCUAUGACAGCGUUUCAAGCUCCUAUCAUCGCAUGGUAUGUCCCUGAGCCCUUCUAUAACAAUAGAGCGCAGAUGAUCACCUUAAACUGAAAACAUAAAAGGGAUGAAAGAACAACCUUGUCCUAUCCCUUAUGUGCAAACAUGAAAGGGGUGAAUGGACAACCUUGUCUCGUCCCUGGCGAAAACAUGAAUGGGGUGAAAAGACAGCCUUCUCUUCUCCCUUGUGUGGACAGACGAUGCAUAUGGUAUGUACAUGCAAUGUGUGUACUGUACAUGACAGCGACGUGUCCCCUCAGUAAGAAAAUUGGUGGUACAUCUGAGUUAAAUGCACAAAUUGGUAUCAUCAUCAUCUCUCCAUCAGUGUGUCUGUGAUGGUGGUUCAGCCUCUGGGGGAGCAUCAUGUGGGAUCAAGGCUACAAUCAUCCAAGACAAAUAGGAACUAGAUCUGUCUGGGGUUGCGGAUCAACUAAUGAACUAAAUAAACACGUUUCUAUACUUAGUCACAUCACCGGUAAUACACCAACUAUGAUUGAGCUGAAUUUUUUUUUUUACAAACAUUAGCUGUGUGCCCUAAAACUUUAGGGAAAGCUUUUAAGUCCAAACCUUUGCCAUGAUAUCUUUGGCGAAAAUUGGUAUUUAAGAAUGAAAAAAAUAAGCAUAUAAUUUGAAUGUUUUUUGUUUGUUGAGACAUUUGGAGAAGCAAUGCCACAUAUUGCGUAAAAUGGGCAUCAAUGGGUCCUCCUUUGACCAGAGCCACUGCCUGGCACAGGGUUGGUAACGGAGGCAGUAAAGAGCUUGGAUGUUCUCCGCUGCCAAUCCUGAUGUCAUCAUAACACCUCUAAACUCUAUGUAGGUAAACGUUAGGGAACAGCUCAAUCAUAGUUUGGUUUAAAACGAUGCCGCUGAUGACUAUGAAGAAUGCUGGAGAAUACUGCCUGUGUUCUUCAUGUUAUCCUGGUCAAGGCUCAAGUGUGUGUUCAAAAUGGACCGAUUGUUUUUGAUCCAAAAGCAACCCAUACAGAGCUGCAGCCUUGGAAAUGAGAGGGUAUGGAGUCACAGAUGAUCCAACUAAAAACUAAACCUGGCUACUUUAUAUAAACAAACAUGAUUAUUUUAUAUCCAUAUGAGCAUAAUACAUUUCUGCUUAUUAUUACACAUGACCUAGUGAAUAAUGCUUUAUGAAAGUAAUCCAUUAUUAAUAUUACCAGGCCUAUAAUUGCAUAUAAGAUUUUUAUUCCCAAAUUAAUUGCUUUAUUAAACAUAAUCCUACCAAAAUGAUUAAUAUAAAUUCUGAAAUACUUAUAAUUAGACAUGCAUCAUUGAAGAACAGUAGUCCUCUCCUCUUUGCAACAAAGACCAUCCCUGAAAGUAUAUUCAUUAUUAAUAGUAAAUAUUGUAUAGGAUAUUACCUAAAUUUAACUCUAAGCUUUUGUCUUAACUGUUGAGUGCUCCUUAAAACGUAGAUGGGCUUAGUUGAAGGAUCUCUGUAGCUGUAUUGGUAAACCUUAUCGCUGUGUAGAAGACUGCUCAUUUUCAUCGACAAGUGAAUACGAAUACAGAUGUGUGAGUCAAACAGAAAUGGGAUAAAACAAUCGCAAACAUACUUGAGUUUCAAUGGGUGUAAGUAAUACCCAGACAGAGCCAAUCGGAAAGGUGCAUGAAGCUGGAUCUGAGGCGUUUAGCCCUUUGUUCUCUUCUGAGGGGGAAACUGUGUGACCUUCACUAUCAAUGAUUGACCUAAAUUAGGUCUCUUUCUAAGGAGAGAUACACUGAAGUAUUUAUGUGCGUGUAUACUGUAUACUGUCAUUCUCCAUGGACAUGUUUCAAACUAUGUGACAGAGAGAGAUUGUUAGACCAUCAUCAGGUUGUUUGCAGUGGACAGAUAGCCAUGAUAAUAUAGACAAAAUAUCAUGUAUUUCUAAAGACCUGUCAUUCGCGAGAACCCCUCCCCAAAUAUGUCUGUCUAAAUAUGUUGUGUAAAUUCCUCCCAUUAUAUAGAUCACAUGACUUUCUGAAGCAAAAUGACCUGAGCUUUCUGUCUGUCUAUUGGGUGUGUUGCAACUCUACUGUGGGGCUCAUUGACAUUGUCCUGGGGUGAACUUUUGAAUUGUGAUUACAUUGUCGUCACACUUUGUAGCAAGUAGAAUUAUUUUCAGAAAAUAUGUGAGUAAAAAUCAAUGUAUAAUUGGGUUGUUAAUAAUAUACUUGCUAGCCUGAAAAAUAAGGAAUUGAUAUUUGAUACUGACAAUGACUUAAUUCAUUAUACAUAGUAUUGACAAAGGACACAAUUAUUAUUUUGCCAUAUAUGGAAAAAAAGAAAAACUAGACUUUUGAAAUUAAAGAUCCUUAUCCACAUUGCAACAAUAAAAUGGAAAGAGUAGGUGUAAUUUGACCUGGUAAUAUCAACCAUCACAGAGAUGCAGACAUAGGGUAGCACCAAUUCAGCAAGGCUUAUCACAAUAAAGAGAGGACAUACUUAAUUUUACUGUUCUUGUUAAAAUAGUUUUUUCUUAUUAGGUUUACAUUCCAUUUUGUCAGCUCUAGUCAAUUAUGUUACCAUAGUAAUAUCCAUGGAUUGUUUGAAACUGUCACUACUGCUUAUUGAUUGUUUACAGAGUUUUCUUUUUUUGUAUUCAGAAGUACUUAAAUACCACUUUACUCAGAAAUCAAAUGGUACAAAUCACAACCCAAAGCAGACACAUACUUACAGAAUAGUCCAUUUCAUUGUAUCUAAAUGUUUUAUUUUUUUUUCAAUACGUGUACCCACAAUUUGUGUGAAUGGUUGGACUCAAACUGGGGAAAAAUCACAACACUGGACUGAAACCUGUUCUGAAACCUGUUCUUACAUUCUAAGGUUUUUAAGCUUUAUCUCUUUCCAGCGCAAAUACUCCACAAAUCUAAGGUACUGCUCUAUACCAUAUCAUACGUUUGUAUUAGAUGUUGAAGUCUUUGCAAUGUACGCCUCUAAAGUUUUAGAGUGUUUUGAAGUGCCAUGAAAAGUGUUGUUGAACAAGCAUCGUUCAGUCAUUCACAGACUCACUCACUUAUUCAGAAUGAGUAAGGGUUGAGUUAGUUCCUCUCAGAAAGGGAAGUAAAUGUAUACGAGUAUGGCAUCUUCUACUGGCACGGGGAACAUCCAAGCCAUCAAUGCCUCUAUGCCAGUAGAGUGCCAGGCAGUGCUGCAGGUCUAAAGGAGGGCCUGUUUGAAGACCCACUAUAGCAAAAAGUGGCAUUGAAAAGGAGGGAAGGGUACAUGGGGCAGGUACACUGCUCAUCAACCUUCAACAUAUCAUACAUCUGUGUUGGUCGUACUGUCUGUAGCCUAAGGUACCUAUCUUGUUGUUAGGAGACUGCAGGGAGAGAUGUUAAAACAUGUUUGUUGUGUGGUAGAAGGUAUGAAUGACUGAAGGAUGCACAGAGAGCACAGGCCAGGCUGUUUCAUGUGCUUGAGACCACCUGUCAGUGUUUUAGUCAACUUAAGAGUCAGAACUAUGAAACUUCACACAUUGUUUCAUAUUUUUGUUAAUCUAUUUUCUUGCUGUAAAGGAUGGAUAUAACUUAUUUGCUGGAAAAUGUACUAGAUGUAAUAAAAUAUAUAAUACUAUGGGGGAUUUAAGUCUUAACAACACAUUGAAAUUGCAGUUGGCAAUUUUUAAGUUGAUUUUGAUGGAGAAAAAAAAUGUUUUUGUGGGGGGGGGGGGGGUCAGCUGCCCAUCAUUUCAGGUGGAAUUCAGGACAUUGCUCUCACAUGUCACAUAUCUGAUUCUUUGGCACAUGGUCAUUGCAGGAAUCAGGAGUUUGAAAAAGCCUACUUAGUUUUGUCGAAGCGAAAAUAGAUAUAUGGAGAAUUUGAUGGUGCUGAGUUGAUCUACCUGACUCUGUCAAAUAUAAUCUGCUGAUAAAUAUACUGUCUUGUACAAAAAGUUUGUACAUAAAUUGUACAUGAUUUCUUUUUGUAUUUUCUCAAAUUAAAAUGGAUGUAUUUGUGUUCUAAAACUGGAA